This is a messenger RNA of Cladocopium goreaui, 3937 nucleotides long. The record is from the annotation of a GenBank genome assembly. NCBI's taxonomy places the organism in Eukaryota, Dinophyceae, Suessiales, Symbiodiniaceae.
AUGUCUAUCCAGGAACAUCAUGAGGAGGAACCUCUUGCUGUGGUGGCCCCGGACGAGGACGAAACUGAAAGAUCCCGAAGGUCAGCACUUUCAGUGAAGCAUCUCAAAUGCCUGCUUCUGUCAGAGAAGGAGUGGAAGGGAUUGCUUCAGGGAGGGAUCCUGCUGCGGCCAUACAGCUGCAAGGAAGAUCUUCUGGGAGCGGUGGUCAAAACAAAACGGGGCCAGUACGAAGUUGUUGGAAAACUUGAGGUGGAGCGCAUACUCCUUGCCACAUCCAUGAAUAAUCGAGAGAUAGCCUUUCAAAGCCAGGGUGUCUAUACGAGACUGGAAAUUGGAAACUGGAAAGAUCGGACCAAGAAGUUGUUUCUGUGGCAGCUGAAGGGUGCGCACCCUUUCCCUUGCGAUGAAAGGAUUGAGUUACCAUUCUUGGAUUCCAAAUGCAGGAACAGACCUUUCUCAGUCGAUGUGGAAGCAGCUGCGAAGGAGCAACGUAGAGCUUCGGUGGGCCCUGUCAAACUAUGUCUGGAAGAUACGGCUGACUUUUUCCUUGGACGGUGGCCCACUGAACAGCAGGAGCUGUUUCUGGAUCGCAUGCGUUCCUUGCAUGGAAAACAACUUCGCAUCGGUACAACUUGUUCCGGUACGGAUGUGGUGGUAACCGUUUUGAAACAGACUCUCCAGCACUUCCUCAAAAAGCAGGACUUAUCAAAAUUGAAUACUGCCCGGAAAGAAUACUCAGGUUGCUACACCGCAGACUAUGAGGGAGAGGAAGGCACAUCAGGUCUGACCUACAAGCAUGGCUUCAAGCAAGUGAUCAAUCUCCUUUCCCCACGUUUCGCAGUAUACGAAAACGUGAAAAGCGCUGCUGAGCGCUCUCGUGAUUCCAGCGGGGUAGUGCAUCCUCCUCCCGUGGAGGUUUUUGAUGUUCUUGAUGCUCAAGCCUACUGCCUACCUCAGCGGCGCAACAGAAUCUGGGGACUGGCUUUUGUGUUGAAUGGUGAGGAGAUGGUUCCUGAAGUUCAAGAAGUUUACCAGAGAAAUUUGAAGAGCCUACGUUCCCAUAUCCAAUUCCCUAUGGGCAGCAUGUUCUUGGACCUUCCUCCUGAAGAACCUCGACCCGCACAUGUAAAGGUCAUUGACCGGGUCCGUGCAGUCCAACCUGAUUGCGACAACCUUUUCAUAGAUUGUUCCAGCAGUUUGAAGUGGCUUCAGUAUGGUGCCGGUGUGCUUCCCUGCUUGACACCGUCGCAUGCCAUCUUUAGUACUGGUUUGAGGCGCUACCUACGAAAGCAGGACAUGUUGAACUCCCAGGGUCUUUUCAAGUCCUGUUUCAGCAGCUCCGGGUACCAGAAACUCUUGAACAUGAACUCUCAAGACUUCGCGGGAAAUUCCUUUGCUUCUACCGUAGCGCAGGCAGUACUGAUGACAUCAUUGACUUGUGCUCCGGCUGGUUGGGAUGAUCUUUCCCCAGCUGAGGGUGAUGGUGGUAAGGUGCAUGCUCAGGAAGUGUCAAGAUCAUCUUCAACCACAGGCGGUGGUACCGGAGAGCCUAUCAUGCGCAGACUCCGGAGAAAGCGUAAAGCCCCUGAGUAUGAUCAGAUGGUGGCUGCGACUGACACCAACUUGGUGGGUGACCAAUCGGAGGGCAAGGAGCAGAAGAAAGGACGACGCAAAAAGGGCCCAUACAAACGAAAGGUUCCUGGACAAGAUUCCAGACGAAAUGGGACAGGAAAGAAGCCUUCGGCCACAAUUUGGCAGAAAGAGCAAGUGAUGAAGGCUUUCGAUCAGGCAAAGAGGGAUGGCCAUAAAAAUCCAGCCGCGCAUGUGGCAUCGCUUGGCUUGAAAGGUUUCUUUAAGUCUUGCAUCUACCGGUGGAAAGCUCCCAGAGAGAAAUUCAAUUGGCCUUUGGUAUGUGAGUCCUCACCUGCAUUGGCCAAGAGCUACAAAGAGGUUCCCAAUGUCAUUCGUUCUGCUAUGGGCAAGGAUUUGAAGUUCAAGUUCCGUUUCGCCAACGACUACGAGGGGACCACCAGCAUGAUCCCUUCAGAAUUGCAAGCGGUGGUGGCAGACUCAGUGGCUGAACGCAUCCAAUUCGGGGAAGAAGUCUCCCACUCCUACGUGGUGGAUGUCCUGAGAGUGGCAGUGGAACAGUGGAACCACGCGGUGGGCGAGCUGAGAAAGCAGGUGGAACAGCCCGGCAUGGUAUUGAAGCUGAUGGGAGACCGACUUGCUGGACAGAGGGAGGCACAGGGUGAGAAAUUAUUGAAGGAGGUUGAGACCACCAUCAAGGUGCGGAGCUGGGUUGCCAUGCAAGUUUCCCAGGGCCGAGUGCAUGAGAAGCUGGUCGCAAAUUUUGACCAGUGCUGGUCGGUAUUGUACCGGCCCAGCAGUCGAACCCUUCAAGUGCGGGCCAAGGCCGACCCACUCUCUCGCAAGAUGUCCUUGCGCAAGAUUCGCCACCUAUUGGAGCGCAACCUGGGACUCCAAUUGACAGAAUCUUUUGAUGAUGAAGGACAUCUCCGCGAACCCAAAAUUUCCGGAGGUGAUGCAGCUUCUUGUGGCGUCGAGGAACUCCAAAAAUGGCUCUUCGUGGGCGAACGGCAGAGCAGGUCAUCGAUUCUGGUCUCCCUUCGUGCCGACGCUUAUGCACUGGAGAGCCUGAACAAUUACGAGAGUGGAAAGCUCGUGUGGUACUCGUGGCUGACACGUGGCCUGGUCGCGGAAGAGGCAAUUGCCCGAUGGAAGUUUAAAGGUUCUGUCCAAGCCCUGCGAAGUGCUUUGAGGCGGACCCGGUCCGAAUUUCAGAAGCUGCUGGAUUUGAAGAAAGUACCUGACAUGAGCGUGAAACCUCAAGAAGCUUCCGAGCUAGAGAUUUUGAGGGGAGUCCCCAUGAAAAAUGAAAGGCAAGUUCAAUGGGCCAUUGAAGACAGCGAGGGUAUCAAGCAACCUUUGCCGUUGUGGCUAGCACUUCCUAUUGAACGCAAAGUCACCGAGUGGGCCGGUGAGAACAGGAAGUGGGAGGACAAGAUUGAGGCACGACUGUGUGCCGGGAAAAGCCUACCACCUGCGUCCCAAAAGAAGUACGAUGAUUUCAUCAAGCUGAAGACAGAGUGCAAGCUUUUGUUCUCGAGAAAGAAUGAGCGCCAGGUGACGCGUCUGAGAAGCAACAUGGAUUGGAAAAAGAUGCAGGACGACCUUUUCAGUGUCGUGGUCCACAUGUCCAGUGAUCCGGAGCAUCUCCGAAUCAAGGGAGCCAAUGGACGUUCUCAAAGAUUGCUACUUUGGCAGGGAGAGCCUUCACACAAAGGGAUGCUCCCGGACUUUCUCUCCCAGGGAAAAGUUUCCGAGCAACUUGCCCAUGCUGUUUUGGCAGAGUUUGAAGAAGGUGAUGAAGUUCAAUUUUCUGAGGAAGAAGGUGUCCAAGAAGCGGAAGAUCAGGAUGGGGCUUUCCAGGAAGCGGAAGCCAUGGAGGCUUGGGAGAAUGAAGAGAACGAGGGCGAGAUCAUGGCCGGAUCUAGUGACGAAGAGCUACUUCAAACCUGGGGCGCUGUGGAAGGGGAACUUCGUCGUGUGAAGGAUUUCAACCAUAGGCCCGAGUACCUGGCUCUUGAGGCUCGAGGUGUCACUCAAGUACCUCCUGGUACCUACCUGUCGUAUCACAAAGGGACUAGAAAUUGGCAGGCAAUCUAUCCGGGAGAAGAAGAUCAACAUGGCAUGAACUUCACCCAUGGGGGGCAAACCAACCGUUCUCCGGGUGAGGCCUUGCUUUGCGCCAUUCAGGCAUUGGUCGAGCGCUAUUGCGCUAAACACCCUAAGGACAAGUUGUGGGGGGCUCAACUCGAGGUAAUCCGCAAGGCAGGUGGUGACUGGUGUCGAUUCAUUAGGCGGGAAAACGGGAAAAAUGACCACAACCGCCUGAUGGGCGUGACGAGUGCAG